This is a messenger RNA of Phoenix dactylifera (date palm), 1243 nucleotides long. Its product is annotated as heat stress transcription factor B-4d-like. Gene Ontology annotation, cellular component: nucleus. NCBI's taxonomy places the organism in Eukaryota, Viridiplantae, Streptophyta, Magnoliopsida, Arecales, Arecaceae. Gene Ontology annotation, molecular function: DNA-binding transcription factor activity; RNA polymerase II cis-regulatory region sequence-specific DNA binding. The record is from RefSeq and is a predicted model, not a curated record. Gene Ontology annotation, biological process: regulation of transcription by RNA polymerase II.
AUAUGUGUGUGUGUGUCCUGUGAACACAAAAGCCAAUGCAUAUAUAUAAUCAUGAGAGAGAGAGAGAGAGAUCUAAAUGAGCUUAUUUGAGAGAGGUUGAGGUAGUAGUGGCCGGGCUUUGGCUCUCUCUUUGCUUUGCAAUGGCUUUCUUGGUGGAGAGAUGUGGUGAGAUGAUGGUUUCCGUGGACUCUCACAAGCCAGUUCCUGCACCCUUCCUGACCAAGACCUAUCAGCUCGUUGAUGAUCCUUGCACUGAUCACAUUGUAUCCUGGGGUGAAGAUGAAACCACCUUUGUGGUGUGGAGACCUCCUGAAUUUGCAAGGGAUCUCCUGCCCAACUACUUCAAACACAACAACUUCUCAAGCUUUGUGAGGCAGCUCAACACCUAUGGAUUCAGAAAGAUUGUUGCAGAUCGGUGGGAAUUUGCAAAUGAGUUCUUCAGAAAAGGAGAGAAGCAUUUACUUUCUGAGAUCCACAGAAGGAAAACCCCUCAGGUCCCUCACCACUAUCACUACAACCACCAACACUACCAUCAAUCACCACCUCCUUUCCACAGUCCAGAUGAAAUGACCAGCUGGAUCGAGCCUUCCUUACCUCUCCGCAGCGGCGAUGCCGAGUUCCUCUCGGCUCUUUCAGAGGAUAAUCAGAGACUGAGGAGAAAGAACUCCCUCCUCCUGUCAGAGCUCACCCACAUGAAGAAGCUCUACAGUGACAUCAUUCACUUCAUCCAAGACCAUGUCGCCCCGGUACCCCCCGAACAAAGGCUUGUGAGCCCAAGGUCUGGUAGACUUAUCGAACUAGCUCCAGAUGAUCAACUCAAAUCUCCAUCAGGGCUCCAGAAUGGUUUUACGAAAAAUCGCUGCUCGGUGACCAUAACCGAGGAGUCGGAGUACAGCACUGUCAAGCUCUUUGGUGUUUCCAUCCAUGGCAAGAAGAGACUGCACUCCGAGACAGCCAGCCGCGAAGAUUCAAAUGCAAGUCAUUAGAACAAUAGGGAGGGAUUGUUGGAAGAAAAGGUUUCGUAUGAAAGAACUGAGACCAUCGAGACUGGCUAGCUCCCAUGGUGGGGGCAUUCAGUUUCACCUGUUGUUGUAGGUGACUCAUAUGCUGUUUUUGACCUUUUGCUCCUUGUUCUUCCCUUCUCACGGAAGCCGAUCAAUCUUUUCUAUGAAUAUUAGAAGCCUACUCUAGUGAAAUUAUAUUAUAAUUUUAGGUCCUUAAAGUAGUUCUCUAUCUUUAUGAA